Molecule: messenger RNA, 804 nt
Organism: Oncorhynchus keta (chum salmon)
Lineage: Eukaryota; Metazoa; Chordata; Actinopteri; Salmoniformes; Salmonidae
Exons: 4
Coding region: 1-804 (267 amino acids)
Molecular function (GO): catalytic activity
Source: RefSeq, a predicted model, not a curated record
AUGGAAAGAAGACGACUCUCUCAGACUGUGUAUGGAUCCAACAGAGAUAAACAAGCAUGUAAAAAGGGAACCCUUCCUGUUGCCUACCAGAGGGGAGAUAUUCAGGGACAUAACAGGGGAGAACAGGGGAGAGCGAGCGGUCGCAUCCGCACUUCGGUCCGCAGACCAUACAAACGCUCCACACCGCGUGGCCGCGGCCACCAUAAUCUGGUGGUCCCAGCGCGCACGACCCACGUGGAGUUCCAGGUCUCCGGUAGCCUCUGGAACUGCCGAUCUGCGGCCAACAAGGCAGAGUUCAUCUCAGCCUAUGCCUCCCUCCAGUCCCUCGACUUCUUGGCACUGACGGAAACAUGGAUCACCACAGAUAACACUGCUACUCCUACUGCUCUCUCCUCGUCCGCCCACGUGUUCUCGCACACCCCGAGAGCUUCUGGUCAGCGGGGUGGUGGCACCGGGAUCCUCAUCUCUCCCAAGUGGUCAUUCUCUCUUUCUCCCCUUACCCAUCUGUCUAUCGCCUCCUUUGAAUUCCAUGCUGUCACAGUUACCAGCCCUUUCAAGCUUAACAUCCUUAUCAUUUAUCGCCCUCCAGGUUCCCUCGGAGAGUUCAUCAAUGAGCUUGAUGCCUUGAUAAGCUCCUUUCCUGAGGACGGCUCACCUCUCACAGUUCUGGGCGACUUUAACCUCCCCACGUCCACCUUUGACUCAUACCUCUCUGAAGACCUCAGCCUCCAGACCCAGACUGUAGACCAUCACAUGAAGCACUCAGAGACACGGGUCCUUACAGCCUCCAGACCCAGACUGUAG